This is a messenger RNA of Electrophorus electricus (electric eel), 6074 nucleotides long. The record is from RefSeq and is a predicted model, not a curated record. NCBI's taxonomy places the organism in Eukaryota, Metazoa, Chordata, Actinopteri, Gymnotiformes, Gymnotidae.
CGAGUGUCUGGUCUUCUCCCAGUCCACCCAGUCCCUCAGGAAACACGACCACCCAAACUCAGGGCUCGGAUCUUAUGGACCGAGCCAGAAUUCACAACUGGACAGCACAAUAUUGUUUGCGAAGUAACUUGCCACGUACAAAUUUCACGAAUAUCAGUGUUGAAUUUUUUUUUUUUAUUUUUUUUUUUCGUGUGGCUUUUCCCAGCGGUUUUCCCAAAGCCAACACUGGUGAGGGAAGUCGGACGGAGAACUGCAGUCUCUGUUAACUGGUCCGUCAGACUGGUACUUUUGAACCCUUGAUCCGCGGACUGGUGUGUAAUGGUUCGUUAGGCCUCGCAGUGGGCGAAUUUACAUCGAAAAUCAGCACUUACAGCAGCAGGGAGGGAUUUCUGAACCGGGUUUUAAGAUUACGAGAUCGGAACCGUCUGCGUUUUAUGUUCGUUAAAACUCGCGUCGGGGCUCCUGCGAGUUGCUGGCUAACUAACAUGAGGACAGUAGCUGGUCACCGCGAUGUGAAAACGGCCGAAUAGUCGACUACUGUGGACCCAAUUAACCCUAAUCGUCAGCCUGCUGACCCCAGCUGGGGCUUUUCGAGUCGACUAACUUUCAGAGAUUUUUUUUUCUCCACACCAGCAGAGAGCAAAGUUUCUCAAGAGUACCAUGUUAGCUAACGCCAGCUAGCCACAUCUCCAGCUCCAGGUUUAUACGUUAUUAGUUAGUUAUUAAUUAGCCUUUAGUUAUUCGUUAUUCGUAUAUAAUUUAUUGUUUGUUCUGCGGUUUUCUCUCUCGGGUCCAGUCAAAGGUAGUAACACACCGUGCGGUACCUUUGGCGACACCGGUUAGUGUUUGCUGGAUUUGACUUUGACGGUUAUUACCUCGGUAGGUUAGGUUGGCGAGCUACAGUUUUCAGACGCGAUUUUAUCUGUGUUGUAUGUGCGUUUGUCAUUCCUGGUUACGACCCUGGCCGCUAUACGACGAAUAAGAAGGUUUAGAGGCGUUGUGGCUUAAACCUCCGCCUUCUCCGACCUGGUAAACACGGCGCGGGGGGCUUGCGACUGUGAAGGCUGCCGGACCCCCUGCGCUCUUUAACAUGCCAUUUGGAUGUAAAUCGUUCACAGAGCUAGAAACGGAAGCCCAAUGAGCGACACACAGACCCCAGUCAGUGACAGAACCAAUAGCAUUCUCAGCAGAGACCAUCCAGCUGACAAGAGGCACAAAAGUGACACGCCCACCGUUCUCCCUGCACACGAGUUUGACUCCACAGGGCUGGUUCAGAGAUGCAUCAUCAUUCAGAGAGACGAGAACGGCUUCGGACUGACCGUGAGCGGAGACAACCCUGUGUUUGUGCAGCUUGUCAGAGAGGAUGGCGCUGCGAUGCGUGCAGGUGUUCAGACUGGGGACAGGAUCAUUAAGGUUAAUGGAACGCUAGUGACCCAGUCCAACCAUGUUGAAGUUGUGAAGUUAAUCAAAUCGGGCUCUUAUGUGGCCCUCACAGUGCUGGGGCGACCCCCCGGGUCGCCCCACAUUCCUCUUUCGGAGGUUAACAUGAACCUGGGCUUGCGAGAGGGUCAUGGUACGCCCUCGGCCACGUCGCCCCACGCCCCUUGGCCGAGAGUGGGCGACCGGGAGUACAAGCCUGCGAGGCGUGCCCCCUCCCCCGCCACAGCACGGGAGAACGGGGUCGAUCGCAGCCUAAAGCCGGAUGCCUCGCAGACGACGCAGGCCCAGGAGCGACAGGACAUGCAGAUGCAGGGGACGAAGGAGGACAACAGCCGCGUCCCUGCGCCCAAACUACUGAAGGACAACCGGGAAACCACCAAACGCGUCCCACUGCUGCAGCCUCAGCUCAGCAGAGCCGCACAGGAUGGCCUGCACACAGUGGCCUGUGAGGGCAGUGGCGUGGUGGACCUGGACCGGGCCGGCUCGGAUGGGCUCUGGGGCUCCGUCCGGCACGCUGGCCCGCCGGGGUCCACAGAGAGACAGGGUCCCCUGUACCAAAGAGACAGCGUGAAGAGGACAUCUCAAAACUGCCCCUCCCUCAAGGCCCUGGACACCUCCACCCCGGCCUCCCACCCGCACCCGGCCGCUGGGACCGCGUCGCCCCAGUCGGCCUCUCGCAUCAUAGGAGCCGAGGACGACUACUUCGACUCGGAGAAGGAGCAGGAGAACAGCCAGUGCGGCUGCUUCCAGAGCAUGGAGCUUCUCAAGUCACGGCCUGCCCACCUGGCCGCCUUCCUUCACCACGUGGUCUCCCAGUUUGACCCCGCCCCCGUGCUGUGCUACCUUUACACGGAGCUCUACAAGCAGACCAGCUCCAGAGAAAGCCGCCGCGUCUUCUCGGACGUCCUCUCCUUCUUCCUGGAGCGCGGGGCCGUGAGUCACGUCCAUCGUAUAGGGAGCAGAGGGAGGGGUAGCGCGCACACAGCGCCGGAAGGGAACUUGAAAGUAGCUGUGCCUGAAUCCAUCUCUUCUGAACUGGAGCGGCGGAGGCCGGAGCUGAUUCCUGAGGACUUGCACAGGCAGUAUAUCCAGACGAUCCAGGACACCCUUCUCCCUGACGUGCACAGGCUCCUGGAAGACUUUCGACAAAAACACAGCAUGGGCCUGACCGCGGCCGAGGACGAGCUCAGCCAGCUGGACGGCGGAUGGGCCGGUCCCCCCGGCCGCCUGGAGCAGGAGCGCUCUUGCGCAGAGAGCAUCCUCUCCAAGAUAGACGACGUCCUGUCAUCGUUACAGGCCGCGGACGAGGACAAGAGCGUGACGGCGCAGUAUGUGAUCUCCACCUACAUGAAGCAGCUGGGGGUGAGGUGCAGGGAGCCUCGCAGCCUGGAGACCAAACGCACGCGCAUCAACUUCCUCCCCAAGAUCAAGAAGGGCAGCAAGCUGGAGAAGGACGGAGAGGAGAAGGUGAAGAAGCCACGCUUCAACAUCCUGGGACCGCCGCGCCGGCCCAGCCGCCUCGACGCCGCGUCCGCGGGCCGCGUCUUGGACGGCAGCAAGCAGAGGCAGCAGAAGCAGAUCGGCCAGUCGGCGCUGGGCGGGUACGAGGCGGCGGACAGCGGGCGUCUGCGGAUCGCCCAGGGGAGCGAGGGCUCUGACCUCACCACUGCACCUGCCCUCAUCGGUCACAUCGCAGAUGCCAGCGUCCGGGACCCCGACUCCGGCGGUAGCCUGUCCUCCAGCGUCCAGCGGGCCCCCGAGGGCGUCCAGGCUGCGGAGGUGCUGGAUUACCCCCCCUGCGACUACCUGCCCUACAGCCUGGAGCAGAUGGACGAGGAGAGAGACGCAGACAGACUGGACGAGGCGCUGAGUGAGGAUGAUGGUGGUAGUGGGGCAGGGGCCAUUUUCUCUGACGUGGACCCACCCAGUUGGCAGCAGCUGGUGGGGCGUGAGGUUCUCGCUGGCCUGACUCCCCAUGAGAUCAAGAGACAGGAAGUCAUCAAUGAGCUGUUCUACACGGAGCGUGCGCACACACGCAUGCUGAAGGUCCUUGACACCGUCUUCUACCAGAAACUGACCCGGGACAACAUACUGCCCCCUACCGACAUCCGAAACAUCUUCACCAACCUGGAGGAGAUUGUGCAGCUCCACGUGACGAUAUCGGAGCAGAUGGCAGCCGUCCGCAGGAAGAAGGACUUGUCGGUCGUUGACCGAAUCGGGGACGACCUGCUGUCGUGGUUUGGUGGAGCGGAGGAAGAGAGGAUGAAGCGCGCGGUGGGAACCUUCUGCAGCAACCAGCCCUUCGCCCUGGAGCUCAUCAAGCAGCGUCAGAAGAAGGACCAACGUUUCACCUCCUUCAUGCAGGAGGCGGAGAGUAAUCGCCUGUGUCGCAGGCUGCAACUGAAGGACAUCAUCCCCGCAGAGAUGCAGAGACUCACCAAAUACCCACUGCUCCUGGAGAACGUGGCCAAGUACACAGAUGAAGCUGUGGAGAAAGACAAGGUGCGGAAAGCUGCAGACUGCUGCAGAAGGAUCCUCAACCACGUCAACCAGGCGGUGAAGGAGGCGGAGAAUAAGCAGAGGCUCGAAGACUACCAGAGACGUCUGGACUUGUCCUCUCUGAAGCAGAGUGAGAACCCACUCCUCUCCGAGUUAAAGAAUCUGGAUCUGACCAAGAGGAAGUUGGUCCAUGAAGGUUCACUGACAUGGAAGCUGAACAAGGACAAGACUGUUGAGGUGUACACUCUGCUCCUGGAGGAUGCCCUGGUCCUGCUACAGAAACAGGAUGACCGGCUCAUUCUGAAGUGCCACAGUAAGAACCGCGCGGGCACCGUCGACACACAACACCCCUUCAGCCCUGUCGUUAAGCUCAGCACCGUGCUGGUGCGCUCCGUGGCAACGGACAACAGGUCGUUUUUUGUUCUCUCCAUGUCGGAUAACGGGGCUCAGAUCUACGAGCUGAUGGCCCAGACUGUGUCUGAACAGAGAAUGUGGCAGACACACAUCAGUCAGCGGGCCGAAGUCAUGAAGGCCGAGCCCCGUGGCGUCAUCGCCCUGCCUCAGGCCUCCGGGGAGAGAGACGGCGUAGAGGUCGGCAAGCUCGUCAGAGGGUCGGAUGGCAUGUCCUCUGCCAGUGCACCCUCCUCAGGGAAAGGUUCCACCGGGCUGUGUCCCAUCGUCCGCCGUCGCUCCAGCCGCGCCCGCGCCCCCGGCCCCGCCCCCAGCCUCAAGGAGGAGGAGCGAGCUCGCAAGGCCAUCCAGGAUAACGGCUCCCCCUGCCUGGACUCAGAGCUGCUGGACGUCCGUGAUGUAGAUCUGACUUCAACAUGCAGAGCAGAAGAGGCACUGAAGACCCUGGCUGUGCUAAAGCAGGUGCUGGUGACCCAGUUGAUGUCUCAGGACAGCGGUGAGCGUCUGGGCCGUCCGUGUGGCGGGCGUCUCCUGAGGACCACGUCCCUGUGCACCCCCGCGCAGCACAGCUCCGAGCACCGUCCCCGUCACUCACAAGACACCAGCACUGGAGACACGGGCUUCUAUGAGGACCCCGAGGACAGCAUCUCUAGGGUUCACACAGGAUGGUGUGAAAAACAAAAAACCUCCAGUGAGGCGGUUCUUUGUGAGAGGGUUGGAGAGAACGGCCAGACUGGCAGAGCUAAAGCAGGUUACCUGUGCUGGAGGGUUGUGACGAGAGCAGUACUGAUGAUGACGUGUGUGUUGGUGGGGAGGGACCUGGGUCUGGCCCACAGCUGUGCCGCUGACUCGGGCAUCGGCCUCCAGCCGUCCUCGGGGACCUCAGCCAACAGGUCCUCGCACACCUGAGACAUCUUGCAGGGCAGCCUCAACCACCUCAAGGAUGUGGAGAGCCGUAUUACAGUAUGGUACAACAACGCACGCUGAGAACAGGACACGGCAGAGAUAAGAACUAGACGUGCGGAGGUCCCUCGGCACCACCUGAGCUGAGGGUCCUGACCCUCCCACUGAUCUCCACCUGCUCCGCCCUGCCUCUGGCCUGUCCUGCAAACCUUCGGCCUUCCGACAAACCCACGUGCUCAGAUUGGUGGGGGGGGAGACAUAUCUGAAGUGACGAUAAGGGCAGCUCUAGGUCAGAGCUUGCUACCCUCUGUCCCUGUGAGACUCCCAGGGCCGAUGACGAGUCCAGCGGCAGGGCCUCGCUAUAGCGAGCCUGGCAGACCGAAGCCUUCCCCUACCCUGGAGCCCUAGCUAGACGAGAGAGCAACACCAAGAUAUACAACGGUGUGUGCAUGUGUGUGUGCGCGCGCAUAUGUGCAAAAGACUUGAAUGCAGAAUUUUAAUUUUUAAAUUUUUUUUUUUUAAGUAUUGAUGUAACAAAUUUUGCGCCCUGGAUGUAUUUAUUUUAUUAUGCUUGCAUGCUUUAUUUUCCGGUCGAGCUCAUUGGCUGUGCACAGAACGAGAACACGUGACCUGUCCUUCAAACCAGCACCACCGCGCAGAGCCUGGCUGGACCCGUCCUGGGUCUGCUCUUCACCCUGGCCCGGCCCAGCCUCCCCACGAGCAGAGCAUGAGCUCCAGCUGAGCUGAAGAGAGUACUGCAGGAUAACCAUGAUGGUGGUUGGAUGCAAAAUGUGGAAAUAAAGACAGUUUUCCACUAAAAA